GAUUUUAGAGAUAUUUUUGGAAUUAUAUAUAGGGCUAAUGGAGUAUUGGGAUGAUUGUGGCCUGAAUGUGACUGGGAAAGCGAAGGUUUGGAGAAGAGAGUUGUCUAAAGCCAAAAAUAUAAGGAAGCCAAAACUCAGGAACUCAGCAAGAAAACCGAAACUAUCCAGCCCCUCUUCCACUCAGGAUGAUGAAGAGACAGGAGAUUACCUGUUUUAUCCAACACAGAACCAUCCUGUCCCCUCGUACCAGGACUUUGAAUAUAAAGAUCCUCUCAAAAAGUCUAUCACAAAGCAAGUGUGCAAAUUAAUACCUCCUAGGAUGAACUACAAAAUUAGGAAGACUCUAAGCCACGGCUAUUUUACCUAAAAAUAACACUCAAAGAUCUGUCUCCUCGAGGAAAGGAACUCUAU
Molecule: messenger RNA, 411 nt
Organism: Moneuplotes crassus
Lineage: Eukaryota; Ciliophora; Spirotrichea; Euplotida; Euplotidae
Source: the annotation of a GenBank genome assembly